AGUUCUCACUCCUCACCGAAAUGAUUUUUUAGGUUUUCACGCCUGUUCUGGCUAACCAAACAUGGCUUCACCUGUAACUGUAAAAGAAGGUACUCUCUCAGUCUCGGUUUGUUUGGCUACCGUGGAAAUUGAGGAAACUUUCUUAAAAAAGAUGGAGAGGGACUUGGAAAAGGGACUGGUUACGCCAGCACCGAACCAGAACCCUCUGGCAGAGCCAUCGCCGUCGCCGUCUCCGUCGUCGACUGCCUCAGCUCCGGCGCUGGUGCUUUCGAGCUCCAGCAAACGGAUCGAUCAGGCGGGGAAGAAGAAGUAUGUGAAGCAAGUGACCGGCCGUCACAACGACACAGAACUCCAUCUAGCGGCGCAGCGCGGCGAUUUGGCUGCCGUGAAGCAGAUUCUGGACGAUAUUCAUUCGCAGAUCGGUGAUACCAUGAGCGGUGCCGAGUUCGAAGCUGAGGUUGCUGAGGUGAGAACUUUGAUGGUGAAUGAAGUGAAUGAGUUGGGAGAGACGGCGCUGUUCACUGCAGCGGAGAAAGGGCAUAUUGAUGUCGUGAAGGAAUUGUUGAAGUAUUCAAAUAGAGAGGGUAUAUCGAGGAAGAACCGGUCGCAGUUCGGUCCUUUGCAUAUAGCUGCUGCUCAGGGACACCAUGCCAUUGUCCAAGUUCUGUUAGACUAUGACCCAGAGCUGAGCAAAACAAUUGGGCCAUCAAAUGCAACCCCCCUAGUUUCUGCUGCAUCAAGAGGGCAUACAGCAGUAGUUAUUGAACUGUUGUCAAAGGAUUGUAGCUUGUUAGAGAUUGCCAAAUCCAAUGGGAAAAAUGCAUUACAUUUGGCUGCUCGACAGGGUCACGUUGACAUUGUAGAAGCAUUACUGGAAAAAGAUCCACAGUUGGCACGAAGAACUGACAAGAAAGGACAAACUGCAUUACACAUGGCUGUAAAAGGGGUGAGCUGUGAGGUGGUGAAAUUACUUCUUAAUGCAGAUGCCGCUAUUGUUAUGCUCCCGGACAAGCAAGGUAAUACAGCAUUACAUGUCGCCACCAGGAAAAAGCGAGCAGAGAUAGUGAAUGAAUUGUUGCGCCUCCCUGACGCCAAUGUUAACGCACUGAACAGAGACCACAAAACAUCUCUUGAUAUAGCUGAAGACCUUCCCCACUCUGAAGAAGCUUCAGAUAUAAAGAACUGCCUUAUUCGCUAUGGUGCUAUCAAAGCUAAUGAACUAAACCAACCAAGAGACGAGUUGAGGAAUACCGUGACUCAGAUCAAGAGAGAUGUCCACACUCAACUUGAACAAACCAGGAGAACAAACAAAAAUGUCUAUAACAUUUCUAAAGAGCUCAGAAAACUCCACCGAGAAGGGAUCAACAAUGCCACCAACUCAGUGACUGUGGUGGCUGUUCUAUUUGCAACAGUUGCCUUUGCCGCCAUUUUCACUGUGCCUGGUGGAGAUAACAACAAGGAUGGGACAGGGGUGGCAGUGAAGAGUGCUUCUUUUAAAAUCUUCUUCAUCUUCAAUGCCUUAGCACUUUUCACAUCCUUGGCUGUUGUGGUAGUUCAAAUUACUUUGGUCAGAGGGGAGACAAAAGCAGAGAGAAACGUGGUGGUGGUGAUCAACAAGUUGAUGUGGUUGGCUUCUGUGUGUACGUCAGUGGCUUUUAUUGCCUCCUCUUAUAUAGUGGUUGGCAGGCAUAACGAAUGGGCUGCGAUUUUCGUUACAGUUGUAGGAGGAGUAAUAAUGGCCGGGGUCCUUGGCACCAUGACUUACUAUGUGGUUAAAUCAAAGAGGAUAAGAGCAGUGAGGAGGAAAGACAAGAAUGCAAGGAGGAGCGGAUCCAACUCCUGGCAUCACUCCGAGUUCUCCGAUUCAGAAAUUGAUAGGAUUUAUGCCCUCUGAUGCAGAACCUAUCAGAAUUUGUAGAAUCGUAGAGAAAGAAGAAGAACAACUGAUGCAGGAUAGCGAGGUGUUUGGUUGCACUUCCCCAAAAGCCCUGAAGCUCCAGGAAUUAACAAGGAUACAAUUGACAGCAAGCGUUCUGCAGGGGUUGGCUGGCAUGUUGUCUAUAUUCCUGCCAUUGGACUGUAAGUCUGUAACAAACUGAAACUCUUUGACCUUAGGCCUGUUCUAUUGAUGCCCUUGUUUAGCUAAAUAUGAAAACGGAAAAGGGGAGGUUGCUUUUUUGAGCGUUGGUUCUGUACAUAUACAAUCCAGAAACUAAAAGGAUUUCAUGAUUCGAGCAA
Molecule: messenger RNA, 2238 nt
Organism: Vitis riparia (riverbank grape)
Lineage: Eukaryota; Viridiplantae; Streptophyta; Magnoliopsida; Vitales; Vitaceae
Product: ankyrin repeat-containing protein ITN1
Exons: 4
Coding region: 62-1894 (610 amino acids)
Cellular component (GO): plasma membrane
Molecular function (GO): protein phosphatase 1 binding; protein phosphatase regulator activity
Source: RefSeq, a predicted model, not a curated record